This is a messenger RNA of Candoia aspera, 2008 nucleotides long. RefSeq names its product cathepsin B (gene CTSB). The transcript is spliced from 10 exons. Gene Ontology annotation, biological process: regulation of catalytic activity. Gene Ontology annotation, molecular function: cysteine-type endopeptidase activity. Bases 136 to 1161 code for a protein of 341 amino acids. The record is from RefSeq and is a predicted model, not a curated record. NCBI's taxonomy places the organism in Eukaryota, Metazoa, Chordata, Lepidosauria, Squamata, Candoiidae. Gene Ontology annotation, cellular component: lysosome.
GGGCAGGGUUGCCAAGACGGGCUUUCGUGGUGGGGGCGGACCGUAGAUAAGGCGAGCAGAGCGGGCGAGUUGCUGAGGCCUUUGGUGACUCCGCCGGUGCUGCCUCAGGUAGCAUCUUAAGCAUCCGUUAUCAAAAUGUGGUAUCCUGUGGUAACUCUGGGCCUGUUGGUAGUCCUCACAAGUGCCCGUAACGUUCCCUAUUUCCCUCCCCUCUCUCCUGAGUUAGUGAACUACAUCAACAAGCUCAAUACCACAUGGAAAGCUGGACACAACUUUCGCAGUGCUGACAUGAGUUAUGUAAAGACACUGUGUGGCACCUUCUUGCAUGGCCCCAAACUGCCAGAAAGGUUUGAAUUUGCUGGUGAUUUGGUCUUGCCAGACAGCUUCGACUCAAGGCAACAAUGGCCAAACUGCCCAACCAUUAGUGAGAUCAGAGACCAAGGCUCUUGUGGUUCCUGCUGGGCAUUUGGUGCAGUUGAAGCCAUGUCAGAUCGGGUUUGUGUCCAUACUAAUGGCAAGGUGAAUGUGGAAAUAUCUGCUGAAGAUCUGCUCUCUUGCUGUGGCUUUGAAUGUGGGAUGGGCUGUAAUGGAGGUUACCCUUCAGGAGCAUGGAGAUACUGGACUGAAAAGGGCCUGGUGUCUGGCGGCCUUUAUGACUCACAUGUUGGCUGUAGGCCAUACUCUAUUCCACCCUGUGAGCAUCAUGUCAAUGGGACUCGGCCCCCAUGCACUGGAGAAGGUGGUGAUACCCCUGAAUGUAUCAGAAGAUGUGAAGCUGGUUACUCUCCAUCCUACCAUGAAGACAAACAUUAUGGAAUGUCUUCAUACGGUGUCCCUGGUACUGAGAAAGAAAUAAUGUCUGAGAUUUACAAAAAUGGGCCAGUGGAGGGAGCGUUUACUGUUUAUUCUGACUUCCUCAUGUACAAAUCAGGCGUCUAUCAGCAUGUGUCUGGUGAAGCAGUUGGUGGCCAUGCAAUCCGAAUUCUUGGCUGGGGUGUUGACAGUGGCACGCCUUACUGGUUGGUGGCUAAUUCCUGGAACGUAGACUGGGGUGAAAAUGGCUUGUUCCGAAUCCUUCGUGGGCAAGAUCACUGUGGAAUUGAGUCUGAGGUUGUAGCUGGAAUCCCUCGCACAAGCCAGUACUGGAAGCAGCUGGGAUAAUCCUGCCAGUUGAGUGGCACAUAAUCAUAUUUGUGAAGAUAGAAGACGUGGUUGCAAUCCUGUGCUCUAAGACAUGUUAGAGUUCAGCUUUUUUUAAGCCUUUUUUUUAAAAUGUACAGUACAGAUGUCUCUAGCAGGCUAUAUUUGUGUCUGAAGCCUGAGGCUUUCUAAUUUUUGCUCAAGUUUUCCAUGACUGGCAAGACAGAAUGGCAAGCAAGUUAUUGAGAUGGAACUGGCUGUAUUAAAUGAAGUACCUCUCGUUUAAUCAAAGCACAUUUCUCCAGCAGGACAAGAUUGGAAACAGCCAUCCUGACCCUCUGGUUAAGACGAGGAGGAUGCUGUUUGCAAUGUCAUAACCUUCACAUUGAUGGCGCAAUUCAUCAGAUAGACUUGCAGGAUCAUGGAGUCACAGGGGUGCUGGACUGCUUUGGGUUAAAUCAUUAGUAAACAACAGUAUUGUGCAAAAUGGUAAAGAGGAUUUUCCCUCUCCUGCCCUCCCCUUCCCCUCACACACACACAUUUUCAGGGAAAUAGAAAGGCUGAAAUAGUAGCUUAUUUGCUGCAUAGGUGCUGAGUUCUAUGCCUAAAUUUCAAAGAUAAGAGGAUGUCAUCAUGGUUGGCAGCUGCCCUGAUUCUUCUCUUCGUAAAUUCCUGAUUUCAAUACAUGCUUCAAUAGUGAGAAGACAAAAAAGUAAAGGGUCUUUCUGUUACUGACCAAAUAGUCAAAUAGACAAAACUCCUGAGUCUCUUGUAACUUCAGUUCCUUGAUGAACUUGGCUAUAUGGGAUUAUAGGACCAUCAAGCUUCAAGUUUCUCUUGCAAAUACUGAAUACUUGCAGAAACAGAA